AUGUCCGGGACACAUAAUCAUCCCAGUGGGGAAUCCCACCAGCAAGACUUCGUCGCCAAAGACGAAGAAGCUCAGCACUAUGAAGACAAGGAUAUUCCUCCAGAGGCGCGAAAUGAUCCAAAGAUGCAGAAGUUGGCGGCUGAGAUCACCUACGAAGAUGAGAUCGAUCCCGUCAAUAGACAGCACAAUCCUCUUGCUCAGAAGCUCAAGUCGCGACACAUGCAAAUGAUUGCUAUAGGUGGCUCUAUCGGCGCUGGUCUUUUCGUCGGCUCUGGUGGUGCUCUACGCAGUGGUGGCCCUGCUAGUGUGCUCUUAGGUUUUAUGAUUGUCGGUGGCAUGUUACUCUGUACAAUGCAGGCCUUGGGAGAGCUAACCGUCUUAUACCCUGUCAAUGGUGCAUUCUAUACCUAUAUCUGUCGGUUUGUCGACCCCUCCUGGGGUUUUGCUGUUGGUUGGGAUUAUGCAAUCGGAUGGCUUACAGUUCUACCCUUUGAACUUACGGCGGCCUCCAUCACCAUCAAAUAUUGGCGCACCGAUAUUCAUGUCAGUGUUUGGAUUACCAUCUUUCUAGUGUUCCUCAUUGGCGUACAAAUCUUCGGCGUCCGAGGAUAUGGUGAAGUUGAAUUUGUCUUGUCUGUGAUCAAGAUCAUUGCCGUACUGGGAUUCAUCAUCUUCGGAAUUGUCGUGAACUGCGGAGGUGUCCCAAGUGACGACCGAGGGUAUAUUGGAGCACGAUACUGGCACAAUCCAGGAGCGUUCCAGAACGGCUUUCAUGGAUUUUGCACGGUGUUUGUUACUGCUGCUUUUGCCUUUGGCGGCACUGAACUGGUUGGUCUUGCAGCUGCCGAGGCUGAAAAUCCUGCGAAAUCACUUCCAAAAGCCACUCGACAAGUAUUCUGGCGAAUCGCCUUUUUCUAUAUUGUAUCACUGUUCAUUGUCGGCCUUAUUGUGCCCUCGGACAGUCCUGAUCUCCUAGGCGCAAGUGGUGCCAACACCAAAGCCUCCCCGUUUGUGCUCGCUAUCAAGUAUGCGGGUGUCAAAGGGCUGCCUUCGGUGAUGAAUGCGGUUGUUACUAUUUCUGUGAUCAGCGUGGCCAAUAGUUGCACGUAUGGAUCUUCGAGAACAAUGCAAGCACUUGCAACCAGGGGAAUGGCUCCGAGAUUCCUGAUGUACGUUGACAAGAAGGGCAGGCCAACGUGGUGCAUAGUCAUCCAAUUACUCUUUGGAUGUUUGGCCUAUAUUGGAGAGGCAAACGCGUCGGGAACCAUUUUCACCUGGCUUUUGGCUUUGUCCGGCCUCAGUUUUUUCUUCUUGUGGUUUAGCAUCAAUCUUGCACACGUCCGAUUCCGCCAUGGAUGGUAUGCCCAUGGUUUCACCAAAGAACAGCUCCCUUAUCAGGCAGCAUUCGGUAUAUAUGGCUCCUACGUCGGAGUAGCUCUCAAUGCCCUGGCAAUGAUCGCAACUUUCUACACGUCACUCUUCCCACUCCACGGCGAACCAGACCCUGGGACCUUCUUCGAAAACUACCUUGCUGCACCGAUUGUUCUGGCGCUCUAUUUGGGCUGGAAACUUUACUCCAGAGAUUGGAAAUUGUUUGUUCGUGCAACUGAAAUGGACGUGACCACCGGAAUCCGCCGAGGUAGUAUUGACAUGGCUGUUCAGAACAAACAACCAGGUUGGAAGAAGGCGAUGAGGGCUUUCUUCUAG
Exophiala bonariae is the source of this 1707-nucleotide messenger RNA. RefSeq lists its product as uncharacterized. Gene Ontology annotation, cellular component: membrane. The transcript has 6 exons. Gene Ontology annotation, molecular function: amino acid transmembrane transporter activity. The coding region runs from base 1 to 1707 and encodes 568 amino acids. Gene Ontology annotation, biological process: amino acid transmembrane transport. Lineage: Eukaryota; Fungi; Ascomycota; Eurotiomycetes; Chaetothyriales; Herpotrichiellaceae. The record is from RefSeq and is a predicted model, not a curated record.